Messenger RNA from Musa acuminata subsp. malaccensis (wild Malaysian banana), 1058 nucleotides. Its product is annotated as ras-related protein RHN1. NCBI's taxonomy places the organism in Eukaryota, Viridiplantae, Streptophyta, Magnoliopsida, Zingiberales, Musaceae. Gene Ontology annotation, molecular function: GTP binding; GTPase activity. The record is from RefSeq and is a predicted model, not a curated record. Gene Ontology annotation, cellular component: Golgi apparatus; endosome.
CUCUCUCUCUCUCUCUCUCUCCCACGAGUCCUCGCACCAUCUAAUUAUUCAUUCUCUCUCUCUCUCUCUGAGGGGGAGGAGGAAUUCUUCGAUUCGAUUCGAUCCGAUCGAGACCCUCCUUGUCUUUGAAUCGGCUUCCAUGGCGACGAUCGGGAACAACAGCAUCAACGCCAAGCUCGUGUUGCUGGGCGACAUGGGCACCGGGAAGUCCAGCCUCGUCCUUCGGUUUGUCAAGGGCCAGUUUCUCGAAUUCCAGGAAUCCACGAUCGGGGCGGCCUUUUUCUCGCAGACGCUUGCGGUGAACGACGCCACGGUGAAGCUUGAGAUUUGGGACACAGCCGGACAAGAAAGGUACCACAGCUUGGCUCCAAUGUAUUAUAGAGGUGCGGCAGCAGCGAUAAUUGUGUAUGACAUCUCCAGAAUGGAAUCGUUUGAGAGGGCUAAGAAAUGGGUGCAAGAGCUACAAAAACAAGGUAAUCCCAGCAUGGUGACCGCUCUUGUAGGAAAUAAAUGUGAUUUAGAGGACAAAAGGGAGGUCUUAACCGAGGAAGCACGUACUUAUGCGGAGGAGAAUGGACUUUUCUUCAUGGAAACCUCUGCUAAAACUGCCAUCAAUGUGAAUGACAUAUUCUAUGAAAUAGCAAGAAGAUUACCUCGUGCUCAACCAGCUCAGCAACCAGCAGGAAUGGUUAUUGCAGAUAGACCAGCUGAAAUAUCACGUGCUUCAACGUGCUGUUCUUAGAUCGUUGGUGUUCAACUGUUGGAAAAAUGAGUCAAGAGGAGUGACAACAAAUCAAGUUGUUAAUUAUGGAGUAAAGCUUAAGAGACGCACCUGUAGGCUGCUUCAAAUUCUCACCUCCUGUUUGGACCUUGUCAUUUGCCUCAUGUUCUUUCCAUCAAACUCAUGAUAUUCCGGUGUGUAAUUAAUGUGCUCCGUGCUACUUUGGAUGGUUGAUCUGUUCAAGAUAAGGUUUGUAUGCCUAAAUUUGUCUGUUCCGUGCUACUUGGAAUGUUAAACGUCAGUUCUUGAUGCCUAAUAAAGCUUGUAUACUAUGGUA